CCCCCGUUUGUUCUUGCCGCCAUUUUGUUCAAAGGUGCAUGAAAAACAGGAAGAAGCARGCUCUGAACAAAAAUACGACCAAAUCUACAUUCAUACUGACCUAACUGAAAAUGUUUUCAUCUGGCACAACUGCCUUUGGAGCCGGCACGACUAAUUUCAGUGGGUUUGGCGGUGGCGUCAGUACGACUAGUAAUACUUUAGGGUUAGGUACAUUGGACAAUCCAAUGAAGGACAUCGCGGUACAGUCGCCUCCAGAUGACACAAUCAGUGCUAUUCGCUUCAGUCCUAUAGCUGAUUUUCUCAUUGCUUCAUCUUGGGCUAACGAUGUUCGUUGUUGGGAAGUCAAAGAAAAUGGCCAAACCAUCCCUAAAGCACAAAAGACUCACUCAGGACCAAUAUUAGACUGUGCUUGGCAUAAUGAUGGCACCAAAGUAUUUACAGCUUCAACAGAUAAACAGUGUAAAAUGUGGGACCUUAACUCUAACCAAGACAUCCAAGUUGCACAGCAUGAUGGCCCAGUCAGAACGUGCCACUGGAUACAAGCAUCAAACUAUAACUGCCUCAUGACAGGAAGCUGGGAUAAAACCCUAAAGUUCUGGGAUCUAAGGUCGCCAAACCCCAUGCUAACUCUACAGUUGCCCGAGAGGUGUUACUGUGCAGAUGUUGUAUACCCAAUGGCUAUUGUCGGCACUGCACAAAGAGGAAUAAUCUGUUAUCAGCUAGAAAACCAACCAUCUGAGUACAGGAGAAUUGAAUCCCCCUUAAAGUAUCAGAAUCGGUGUGUGAGUAUCUUCAAAGAUCCUAAGAAAAAUAACCAGCCAGUUGGAUUUGCCUUGGGRUCAGUUGAGGGAAGAGUUGCCAUCCACUUUAUUCAGCCACAAAACCCGAAAGAUAACUUCACAUUUAAGUGUCACAGAUCAAAUGGAACAGGUGCAAGCAAUGUCCAAGAUAUCUAUGCAGUAAAUGACAUAGCUUUCCAUCCUGUACAUUUUUGCCUUCUUGCCACUGUUGGCUCUGAUGGAAAAUUUAGUUUCUGGGACAAAGWUGCUCGCACUAAACUUAAGACCUCAGAACAGCUCAAUCUUCCCAUUACCAGCUGUUGCUUUAAUUCRAAGGGAAACAUAUUUGCCUAUGCAUCUGGAUAUGACUGGUCAAAGGGACACGAGUGCUAUAAUCCUCAAGUCAAACCAAAAAUAUUUCUGCGAAGUUGUGCAGAAGAGCUCAAGCCAAGGAAAGGAAAAUAAGGAAUGACAAACACAAAUCAUCACCUUAUUUAAUCUUGUCAUCAUAAUAAAACCUUGGUGUUGCCUAACAUCUAUCUUAUGUAGCAAAAGACAUUCACCACAGAUAGCCUAACAAUACUGUUUGGCCAGGAAGUUGGACAGAUGUGCUUAUUUAAAGCCCCAAAACACAAAGCAAAAGAGUUGUUAAGAAGUAAUGUAUCGAUGUUGAGCCAGUAGUAUGAUGACUGCACUCACAUAACGUUCUCUCGAUUUAGAACUGGGCUUGAUUCUCAGGCUUAAAUCCUUACACUUAGCUGGGCAUGUUAGAAAUCAGCCAAACAAAACAGGGAAAAUAGCACUUGUGCUACAAGCUCUGUGGUCUAAAAUGAGAAAGGAUAAAGGAGAGAAAAACUAAUCAAAAAGGGAAAGAGGGAAAAAAAUGUUUUUCUGUAUCUUUGACAUCUAAUAUAUGAGAAUUAUAUGUGUUAAUACUCUGUAGGAAAAGCUCAAUUCCAUAUAUAAAUUCAAUUUUUUUUUGACAAAAAAUCCUGUAUAGUUUUUUAACUGACGAUGUACAGAUGAAAUCAACAUAUUUAAACUUUGUUAUUCUAUUUUCAUUUCUCGUUGCAUUGACAAAAAGAGAAGAAAAAAGAUGGAAAAAACCAUUGCAUAAUGAAGAUUCUAUAUUUUGAUUUCUGUGCUGAUUAGAGAGGGCGGCCGGCUUGUUGUAUGUAUCCUGCAUGUAAUAAAUAUGUAAUUGCACGAAUAAUAUACAUGAAGAAUUUA
Molecule: messenger RNA, 2009 nt
Organism: Actinia tenebrosa (Australian red waratah sea anemone)
Lineage: Eukaryota; Metazoa; Cnidaria; Anthozoa; Actiniaria; Actiniidae
Product: mRNA export factor
Molecular function (GO): protein binding
Source: RefSeq, a predicted model, not a curated record